Messenger RNA from Drosophila navojoa, 1019 nucleotides. It is a transcript of the gene Dph4, whose product is annotated as Diphthamide biosynthesis 4. Gene Ontology annotation, molecular function: ATPase activator activity; ferrous iron binding. The record is from RefSeq and is a predicted model, not a curated record. Lineage: Eukaryota; Metazoa; Arthropoda; Insecta; Diptera; Drosophilidae. Gene Ontology annotation, biological process: positive regulation of ATP-dependent activity.
UUCUUAGGUGUAUUUUAGACGGCGGCCAAAGCGGAUCGUUCGGCUCUCGCGGUGCCAAUUUGCUUACAAUAAAACUAAAUGAGACGAAAAUAUAAAUAAAUAUUUAUUGAAAACGUGCUACCAGGCAAUGUUAAUGCAAAUGUAACGCGUGCGUGUGUGUGUGCUUUUGCAAAAAGUGUGUUAAGCACACAAAGAUCUAAGUAAAGAGCCUUGUGUCCGUGUGUAGGUGUGUGCUCUUAUUCUGUUCAAUUUGCCCCCAAAAUAAAAAUCAACAAAUAAGCAAUAAACCAACGGGAUCAACAGCAAAGCAGCGACGUCUGCAUCAGCACUAGCAGAACAUCGACGAUUUGAUUGUCGACAGGAAAAGUCAACACCUUAUAAGAUGUCUAACUUGAACUUCUAUGAACUGCUUAAUGCGAACGCAACGGCAACAUUUGAAGAGCUUAAGCGCAAUUAUAAGCAAUUAAUACUACAAUGUCAUCCCGAUAAAUUACAACAACAAAAAACUGUAGCUGUAACUGUAACCGCGAACGAGAGCGACCCAAAUCAAGAGAGCGACAACAAUUUCAAUGCGAUAAACGAAGCCUGGAAUACGCUUAAAGAUCCCAUAAAGCGUAAACACUAUGAUGCCGAAUUAUUGCAGUCGAAGUUUGAAAAGCACAACAAUAUCUAUGCCAGCGUAACGCUAAGCGACAUGCACAGCACUCGAGUCGAAAUGGCUGAAGACGACGAGGAGGGGGACAAUGAGAAUGAGAAUGAGAAUGAAAUCGACACAGACAAAGAGUCGACAACAACAGCAGCAGCAAAGUGGAGCUCGGCCUAUGCGUACGAUUGUCGCUGCGGCGGACAAUACGUGCUGCUGGACGAUGAGUCACAAAGAGAGCAGCAGCCGAGGGCAAGUGAAAUGAUUGUCGAGUGCAGCGAAUGUUCUCUAGUGAUAAUUGUGAAACCAGACGCAAAUAUAUCAUAAAACUGUAAUGUCCACAUAUGUAUGUAUGUAAAUAAAUUGUAAAACCAAA